AGAUAGGAUGGAGGAACGUGACGAAGCUCCUGGUGUAUACGUCAGACGCAGCGUUCCACACGGCGGGAGACGGGAGGCUGGGGGAGUCUUCCAGCCGAACGAUGGGACCUGUCACCUCGACUCGACAGGACUGUACUCCGAGAGCGAGCGCUACGACUACCCCUCCGUCGGGCACUUGGCCCAGAUCUUGAGCCAAAAGAACAUCCAACCGAUCUUCGCCGUCACCAGCAACAUCCUGCCGACCUACCAGGCUCUCAGUCAGCUGAUCCCGAAGUCCGUAGUCGGGGAGUUGAAAGCAGAUUCCAGUAACGUCCUGCAGCUGAUCACCGAGGCUUAUAACAACCUGUCAUCCACCAUUAACCUGGAGCACUCAAAGCUGCCGAAGGGAGUGAGCGUGAAGUUUGAGUCUCACUGCGGGGACCAGACCCUGGUACACAGCGGCAGAGGGGAAUGUGUCAACGUUCACAUAAACGAGGAG
Stegostoma tigrinum is the source of this 478-nucleotide messenger RNA. Its product is annotated as integrin beta-7-like. The annotation marks the transcript as partial. Gene Ontology annotation, cellular component: focal adhesion; cell surface; integrin complex. The record is from RefSeq and is a predicted model, not a curated record. Gene Ontology annotation, biological process: integrin-mediated signaling pathway; cell migration; cell-matrix adhesion. Gene Ontology annotation, molecular function: integrin binding. NCBI's taxonomy places the organism in Eukaryota, Metazoa, Chordata, Chondrichthyes, Orectolobiformes, Stegostomatidae. The transcript is spliced from 4 exons.